Melitaea cinxia (Glanville fritillary) is the source of this 846-nucleotide messenger RNA. Its product is annotated as collagenase-like. The transcript has 5 exons. Gene Ontology annotation, molecular function: serine-type endopeptidase activity. NCBI's taxonomy places the organism in Eukaryota, Metazoa, Arthropoda, Insecta, Lepidoptera, Nymphalidae. Bases 1 to 846 code for a protein of 281 amino acids. Gene Ontology annotation, biological process: proteolysis. The record is from RefSeq and is a predicted model, not a curated record.
AUGAAACUUUUCUCUGUCGUUUUCGCUACCGUCGGCCUGGCCCUGACAGUGGCUGCUGAACCAAUAAACAUUAAUUACCAUGAAGACUUUGGUAUUCCUGCGGCCACUCGCAUCAAGUACGCUGAACAGGCCCGGGACUUCGAUGGCAGCAGGGUAUUAGGCGGACAGAUAUCUAACCUUGGCCAAAACCCUCACUUUGGUGGUCUUAUUAUCCUGCUGGACGACUUCAGGCAGUCCGUGUGCGGUUCAUCUCUUCUCAGUAACACUAGACUCGUGACGGCCGCUCACUGUUGGAGAACCGCUAUAUCUCAAGCAAUCGAGCUCACGGUUGUUCUCGCCUCAGUCAAUUUGUUCUCUGGAGGCGUUCGCAUCGUGACCAGCGACGUUGAGCUCCACGCCGCCUACAACUCUGUAAACUUGAAUAACGACAUUGCCAUCAUUCGCAUCAGUCAUGUGCCGUAUUCUCACGUCGUCCAGAGGAUAUUACUGCCGACUGGUGACAGCGACUACGCCGGUACUUGGGGCACCACUGUUGGUAUUGGAAGCAGCUCAAACGCCGACAUAGGUGUACAACAACACGCUCAACUGCAAGUAAUUAGGAACGAAGAAUGCGCUGCGUUAUACGGCCCAAGUGUUGUUACGAGCAGCAAGCUCUGCACAGCGACCACUGGGGGCAGGGGCAUCUGUGGUGGCGACGUCGGUGGUCCCCUGUCUAUUGGUGACGUGCCAUCAGCACAGCUGAUUGGUAUAGUCUCGUUCUACUCCCAGUCCGGCUGCGACAGCGCGCUGCCGGCCGGGUUCACUCGGGUCACCUCCUAUCUGUCAUGGAUUCAAGCCCGUCUUUAA